AUGUCAAAAGAUCCAUUCAAUGAGCCUUUUAUACAAGGGCGAGGUUCGCACGACCAGAGGGGACCCUUGGGCGAUAAUUUUGAGCUUUCCAGCUUUGACCGUAGCACUGAAGUGAGGCCCGAGAGACUUAGUGUGGACAGCGAAGAUAGAUUUACCAGCACAUUCCUACAUGAACAGAGAUCAAAAUCAAACAUUCUUAUGGCGUUCAUGAAUAUGGCCAACAGUAUCCUUGGGGCAGGAAUCAUAGGUCAACCGUUUGCUGUCAAAAAUUGCGGGCUUCUAGGAGGCGUGUUGGCAAUAGUGCUGCUCUCUCUUCUAGUCGACUGGACGAUACGUCUCAUUGUUGUGAAUCUGAGAAUAUCGGGAAAGACCACCUAUCAGGACUCAGUCGAGUUGGCUAUGGGAAGAAAGGGAAAACUACUUAUUCUGCUAUCAAAUGGUUUGUUUGCAUUUGGAGGGUGCAUCGGGUUUUGUAUUAUCAUAGGAGAUACCAUACCACACGUUUUGCGGGCCUUUUUUUCUGGCCACGACAACCUCUUCCAUCGAAACAUUGUGAUAGUUGUUGUAACUUGUCUCAUUUCCUUCCCACUCUCCCUCAACAGGGACAUUUCGAAACUUUCGAAAGCUUCCAUGUUGGCACUCGCCAGCAUGGUAGUUAUCGUUGUUAUUGUGGUGAUCAAAGGGCCAGGGACAGAUUCUGCGUAUAAAGGAAGCUUUAAUUCUAGUAACCUUUUGAUCACGCCAAGAAUAUUCCAGGGCCUUUCAGUGAUUUCUUUUGCGCUAGUUUGUCAUCACAAUACAAGCUUCAUUUACUUUUCUUUGAAAACGCCUAGUUUAAAAAGGUUCGACAGGUUGACACACUUCAGUUGCUUUAUCGCAAUGAUUUUUUGUUUUUUAAUGGGCUUCACUGGCUUUUUGGUUUUCAAAGACAAAACCAAAGGUAACAUUCUCAACAACUUUCCUGGGAAUGACAACGCUGUGAACGUAGCAAGAUUCUGUUUUGGAUUCAAUAUGCUCACGACUUUUCCCUUGGAAAUUUUUGUGUUGAGGGAUGUCAUAAAAGAUCUGAUGUUUUUCAAUUCUGAGCCCAAGAGCCAACCGCGAGUACUGAGUUUGAAACUGCAUGUCAUCAUAAGCACCGCGCUUGUGUUUGGUACGAUGGCUAUAUCUCUGACAACCUGCAACCUUGGUGCGUUGUUUGAGUUAAUUGGCGCCACGACAGCAUCUUUAAUGGCUUACAUACUUCCUCCGUGGGUAAAUUUGAAGCUUGUUGGGGGAAACUUGAAAUGGCGGGAUAGAAUACCUCACUACGUGUGUAUAGGUUUCGGGUUUGCUAUUAUGUUGAUUAGUAGUACCCAGACAAUUAUUAGCUACAUAAAUGGUGGAGACCAAAAGCACUGUGAAACAUAG
Lachancea thermotolerans CBS 6340 is the source of this 1410-nucleotide messenger RNA. It is a transcript of the gene AVT2, whose product is annotated as Avt2p. Gene Ontology annotation, cellular component: endoplasmic reticulum. Gene Ontology annotation, biological process: amino acid transmembrane transport. The transcript has a single exon. Gene Ontology annotation, molecular function: amino acid transmembrane transporter activity. The record is from RefSeq and is a predicted model, not a curated record. The coding region runs from base 1 to 1410 and encodes 469 amino acids. NCBI's taxonomy places the organism in Eukaryota, Fungi, Ascomycota, Saccharomycetes, Saccharomycetales, Saccharomycetaceae.